GGCGUCAAUUACAUCUAGAUUUAUAUGCCGGCCAUUAUUCUCGAGUUGGUGACCUUUGCACACACAAGUUCACGAGCACAGAUACCAAGGAAGAUCCGCCACGGUCAGCCGUCUAACAGUGAUCAUGAAAUUGUUGGUGUUGUGUGCGUUCCUUGCUGUGGUAGCGGCAGCCCCUCAAGAUAUCGACAUUAUAAAAUACAAUGUAAACAACGAUGGACUUGGUGCUUACAAUUUUGAGUACGAACAAAGCGAUGGAACGAAGUUUGAUCAAACUGGAGAAGUACGGAAUCCAGGGUCUGAGAAAGAGUUUGUGGUGGUAAAAGGUUCAUACUCUUGGAUCGCUCCUGAUGGUCAUGCGUACUUAAUUGAAUACGUCGCUGAUGAGAAUGGCUUUCAACCAACUAUCUCACAAGGUUAUGCUGAUUCCAUAUCCCCUAAGGUACUAGCGCUACUCCGCGAAUAAUUUUAUUGUUUUAAAU
Molecule: messenger RNA, 479 nt
Organism: Spodoptera exigua (beet armyworm)
Lineage: Eukaryota; Metazoa; Arthropoda; Insecta; Lepidoptera; Noctuidae
Source: the annotation of a GenBank genome assembly